Acipenser ruthenus (sterlet) is the source of this 1605-nucleotide messenger RNA. RefSeq names its product platelet-activating factor receptor-like. The record is from RefSeq and is a predicted model, not a curated record. Lineage: Eukaryota; Metazoa; Chordata; Actinopteri; Acipenseriformes; Acipenseridae. Bases 356 to 1438 code for a protein of 360 amino acids. Gene Ontology annotation, molecular function: G protein-coupled receptor activity. The transcript is spliced from 2 exons. Gene Ontology annotation, cellular component: membrane. Gene Ontology annotation, biological process: positive regulation of Rho protein signal transduction; phospholipase C-activating G protein-coupled receptor signaling pathway.
CUAAAAUUCAAGGACCCUUUCCAUGAAGUGUCUGUAAUGACUGUGGAUUUACACUGUAGUUACUCAGCAAAUACACGCGCACUUACAUGCCAGUGCUGUUCUACAUAGUUGCAAUGCACUUAAUAUGUCAAUCUGUUUGCAUGAUAUAUGUAAGCACACGAUUGUAUCAGAAAAGGAUUAAAGCUGAAACAUUAGCAGCCCACAUCCUCUGUAGUGUCAGAGGAGUGUGAAAAUGAAGAACUGCUACACUCUCACACUCACUUCCACUCUCUCAGCACCCUGUCAAGCUGCAGGACAGAGCAGGGGAUCAGAGAGCAGCGCUCCAAGUCAGACGAGCAGCCAGCAGUGAGCCGAAAUGAACGACAGCGCUCUCGUGGAAUUGGGCUCCAUCGUGGUGACGCAGCCGAGCAGGGGGCCCUGUCAGGUGAGCCACCCCGCGGAGUUCCUGCUCCUCCCGCUGGUCUACACCGCCGUGUUCCUCCUGGGGUUGCCGGGCAACCUGACGGCGCUGUUGGUGUUCUGCAGCCGAGGGACGCGCAUGAACAGAGCCAUGAAGACCUACCUGGUCAACCUGAUCAUGGCGGACGUGGCCUUCAACCUGACGCUGCCCCUGUGGAUCCACUACUACUUCAACCGCGGCCACUGGGUCUUCACAGAGCUGGGCUGCAGGCUGGCCGGGUCUCUCUACUACCUGUCCACCUACAGCGCCAUCACCUUCAUGACCCUCAUCAGCGUCAACCGAUUCCUCACAGUCACCGCGAGUCGGGGCCAGCUGUUCCUGGUGACCAAGAGAGGGGCUGGCUGGACCAGCCUCUGCGUCUGGGCCUUCUGGCUCUGCUGCUCCAUCCCCUCCCUCUCCGCGGAUCAGACCUUCGAGACGGACCGCGGGGUCAUCACGUGCUUCGAGAUGGUCUCCCAGGACCGGACCUACGCCUUCCUGGCCUGCCUCUUCUUCCUGUCCUCCUUCCUCACGGUCCUGGGCAGCUACCUCUCCAUCCUCCGCACACUCGCAGCCCCAGGAGCCCCCAGGGCCCCCUUCCGCGGGCCACACCGGCGGCUGGCCAGGUCCAUUGUCCUGGGCAUGCUGCUGGUUUUCGUGGUCUGCGUGGCCCCCUACCACGUGACAUUGAUCGCCUGGGUGUUCAGAAAGACGUCGGUUUUCAGCUGCGCCCCUCCAUCCCUGGUGGACGUGGUGCACAGAGUGAGCACGGCCCUGCUGAGCGUGAACAGCUGCAUCGACCCACUCAUCUACUGCUUCUCUCUGCAGCACUUCCGAACCCAGCUCCGAGGGCUGUGGAGGGCGUCCGGGCAGUGCCUCUGCAGGCAGACUCCCAGGCAGGCAGCCUCCAGCAGCUCCAGCAGCAAGGGGCUCGCCGUUAAGUGCAACAGAGAGGAUCCACACUCAGGAUUUAAUCGCCGUGACAUCUCUGUCUUGUAAAUCCUUAAGAGGGUGCACAGCCCCAAAGCAUUGCUGAUUCGACUUGUGUUCAAUUUUCUAUCUUCAUACUGCAGAAAUAAAAAGUAAAAAAAAUAUGUUUUGGUGAACAAAUCCCGAGCGAGGAUACCCUUUGUUGAGUAUAUACUCCAUUUAUCCAGCACCUGGAC